This is a messenger RNA of Heterostelium album PN500, 675 nucleotides long. RefSeq names its product SNF7 family protein (gene vps60). Gene Ontology annotation, cellular component: multivesicular body. The record is from RefSeq and is a predicted model, not a curated record. Lineage: Eukaryota; Evosea; Eumycetozoa; Acytosteliales; Acytosteliaceae. Gene Ontology annotation, biological process: vesicle budding from membrane; late endosome to vacuole transport via multivesicular body sorting pathway. The coding region runs from base 1 to 675 and encodes 224 amino acids. The transcript has 4 exons.
AUGAAGAGAUUCUUUGGUAUGUCAAAAACAGCACCUGCUCCAACUCUUGAUGAAGCAACCAAGCGUGUAAGUGUGAUUUUGAUUAGAUUACGUUCAAUUCAAUUUUUGGAUAUGAAUAUAGGUGGUUUAGAUGAUAAGAUUAGAAAGUUAGAUCAAGAGUUGGCUGUCUAUAGACAACAGAUAAAGAAUACAAGACCAGGUCCCGCCCAAAACGGUAUAAAAGCAAAGGCUAUGAGAGUAAUGAAACAAAAGAAAAUGUAUGAGGCACAAAGAGAUCAAUUAUCACAGCAAUCAUUCAAUAUGGAACAAACUAAAUUUGCAACACAAUCGAUGCAAGAUACAGUUACGAUGGUCUCUGCAAUGAAACAGGGUGCCAAAGAGAUGAAACAGCAAUUCAAACAUAUCAAUGUAGACGAUGUCGAUAGCUUGCAAGACGAGAUGCAAGAUCUUCUAGAUUUCAACAACGACCUUCAACAAUCUAUGAGCAGAGCAUAUACAACACCAGACAGUUUAGACGAAUCUGAAUUAGAAGCCGAAUUAAUGUCAAUGGAUGAUGAAUUGGAACUUGAAGAUACACCAUCCUAUUUGAUACCAUCUGCACCGACUACAGAGCCUUCGGCAGUGGAUGAAUAUGGUUUGCCAGAACACAAUCAUGCCUCAGUCAAUGUAAAUUAG